Messenger RNA from Emiliania huxleyi CCMP1516, 483 nucleotides. RefSeq lists its product as hypothetical. Lineage: Eukaryota; Haptophyta; Isochrysidales; Noelaerhabdaceae. The transcript has 2 exons. The record is from RefSeq and is a predicted model, not a curated record. The coding region runs from base 1 to 483 and encodes 160 amino acids.
AUGGGCAUGCCGGCUAUUCCCGCCGGCGCCUUCAUGGAUCGCAACUCGCUCCUCACCGUCACUUGCCCGAGCAGCGUCGAGUUCGUCGGCAGCAGGGCCUUCUUCACCUGCAAGUCGCUCAUCUCCGUCACCUUUGCGCACGGCCUCAUCGCCGUCAACAGCGCCGCCUUUUACGCCUGCCGCUCCCUCAAGUAUGUGUCUCUCCCGGACACCCUCGCCAUCCUCGGGCCCGGUGCCUUUGAGUAUACAGCCUUCACCUCUCGCCCCGCCUCGCAGGUGAUCCGCCUCCCGCCCGCAAAGAUGCGCGCGCAGCAGCUCUGGGACGGCGUGAUCGACGAGGCGGUCGCGUACAAGCGCUGCCGCCCCCUCUUCUACAGCUGGCUCGAGCGCGCCCAGCUCCGGCUCAACUCCUACGGGGAGGGGGGCGCGGCGCGCAAGCGCGACCGCGAGGAGUUCGAGGGCGACUUUGCGCACCUCGUAUGA